GUUUAGCGAAAAACGGCUGGCUGAACGUAGGAAAGUUACUGUAAUUCUUGCACUGACUCGGUGUGAAUUUUCGUUGAAUGUGAAUUCUGAGAAUGUCUGGGUCAUUAUGUCGUCAUUUGGCCAAAAAGGCAGUUCCAUUGAUUACAGGGAAAAGAGUGCCAGCGUACCACACAUCGGGACAGUGUUUAGCAAAGAAAAAACAUGUCACCAAAGAUCUUAUUAAUCACUCAAGAAUUCGAGGCAUUGACAUUCUCCGAAAUCCAAAACUUAACAAGGGAACAGCCUUCACACUGAAAGAGCGUCAGUUGAUGGGCAUCCAUGGCCUGAUUCCUCCAGCUAUUCGUCACCAGGAUGAUCAAGUGGUACGGGCAAUGACCAACUUCCACAAACGGAGCAAUGACCUUGACCGCUACAUCUACCUGAAGGCGCUCCAGGACAGGAACGAACGGCUCUUUUACCGAGUGCUGGUUGAGCAUGUGGAGUUGAUGAUGCCUAUCGUCUACACACCCACAGUGGGCCAGGCGUGCCAGGAGUAUGGGAUUGUCUUCAGGAGACCACGAGGUCUCUUUUUGACUAUCAAUGAUGCUGGACAUCUUUAUGAGAUGCUCUGCAAUUGGCCAGAAAGAGACAUUAAGGCCAUUGUCGUCACAGAUGGCGAGAGAAUUCUGGGUCUGGGUGAUCUAGGUGCCUACGGGAUGGGUAUCCCUGUAGGAAAGCUGUCCCUAUAUACUGCUCUUGGAGGCAUCCCACCUGAACAGUGCCUGCCAAUUAUGUUAGAUGUGGGCACAAACAAUAAGAAAUUACAUGAGGAUCCAUUGUACAUUGGAUUAAACAGACCACGAGAGACGGGAGAAAAGUAUGAUGCUCUUAUUGAUGAGUUUUUGCAAGCUGCAGUCAAGAGGUUUGGACAGAAUGUUUUGAUUCAAUUUGAAGAUUUCGCCAACCACAACGCUUUUCGGUUUUUACAGAAAUACAGAGAUUCCUACUGCAUGUUUAAUGACGAUAUUCAAGGCACAGCCUCGGUGGCAGCUGCUGGGAUAAUUGCAUCAAUGAGAAUAACUGGGAAGAAAUUGGCUGAUAAUGUGUUUGUUUUUCAAGGAGCAGGGGAAGCAUCCAUUGGAAUUGCAUCACUGUUGACAAGUGCUCUGGAAGAUGAAGGCAUCUCCCAUGAAGAGGCUCUCAAAAAGAUUUUUCUUGUCGAUUCCAAGGGUCUCAUUGUCAAGCAUCGUGCCGAAGGAGGGGUAACUGGACAUAAAGUAGUGUUUGCCCAAGACCAUAAACCAAUGACAGAUUUGGAAGAAAUUGUGCAGGAAAUAAAACCAUCAGUUCUUAUUGGAGCCGCAGCCAUCCCUGGAGUAUUUACAGAAAAGAUCUUGCGUUCAAUGGGUAAAAAUAAUGAGCGGCCAGUAAUCUUCUCUUUGAGCAACCCGACUUCCAAAUCAGAAUGCACUGCCCAACAGGCUUAUGAUUUCACUGAGGGCCGAUGUGUGUUUGCCAGUGGAAGCCCUUUCCCGCCCGUUAUGUACGACGGUAAAACCUUUCACCCGGGUCAAGGUAACAAUGCCUACAUCUUCCCCGGAGUUGCGCUGGGAGUGACAUGUUGUGGAGUGCACCAUGUUCCAGACAGCAUCUUUCUGAAUGCUGCGAAGGCUUUGGCCAAGCAGGUCACACAAGCGGAUCUGGAUGUAGGCCGGGUGUAUCCACCACUGUCCAAUAUCCGCGAAGUUUCUCUCAACAUUGCUACCAAUCUGGCAGAGUUUAUGUAUUCCAAAGGUUUGGCCUCACACUACCCUGAACCCUAUGACAAGAGGGAGUUCAUCCAAGAACACAUUUACUCCACAGACUACGAGUCUUUUGAACCAGACACAUGGGAUUGGCCCAUUAGAGACCAGGAAGGACACCAUCAUCACCAUGAUUAGACCACAUUUACAGUGUCUUACAACACAGAGAGAUUGCUCUUUAAACAAAUAUUUCAACUAUUGCUUUCCACAUUUUGUUUUCAGGUUGAUAUGUAAUUUUGAGAAGAAAAACUAAAUCAAAAAUGUUUAUUUCACUUUGUCAAAUAAUUGGAAUCCAGUUUAUAAUGUUUAUUGCGGACUGUGUUUGAUAUUACUACCGAUAUGUUUAUAUGCUGCAUUUCUCUAUCAAACCUUUUUCCCCAUAGUUAAACAUUAAUUUAUUAAUUAAUGGGGAAUUAUUUUUGCAGUGCUCAGUUUAAAGUUUUUGUUAUUUUGAUUCUAUUUAGUUUUGUUUGCAGUUAUUACAUUUACAGUUUACAGUAGUUUUGAUGAUGUAUACUUGUUUAAAAUAUUUAUGUAUAGCACAGAGAAUGACCCUAACAUGUUGUAGAUUUCCUGAUCUUCCCUUAUAGGUUUUCAAUAAGCCUAUUAAUCUUAAUUUUCUUCUUAAGGGUUUUUGUCCAAGCCAUCAGGAUUUUUUUUUCCAUUACAAUAUUUGGAAAUCUAAUUGAAAAUCAUAGCAACAAGUUUUGAUAAAUACAGAAAUAUCUGCUCUCGCCUUUCAUUAUCUGUGGAAGUUAAGAACUUGUUAAUUGUGUUAACUGAAUAGAUAUAAAUAUACCAGAAUAAAAACAAGAACAAAUAUUUCAUUGUUGAAUGCUGUAUUGCAUUGCAAUAUUGUUGUCUUGAUGAUGUCACAAUUUACAUUUUAAAGAAAUGUUUGCUAUUUGUAAAGAUCUGUAUUUACAUAUUCAGGGAUUACUGCAAUUUGAAGUGUUGCCACUGCCUUAGAUAAAAUGCGAUUCUAUUCUUUUUAAAAACAUUUUUUUAAUUUUAUCCUUAUUCCACAACAAAUUCACAAAAUGUUUUGCUUAUGUAAUAAAAUUGACUUUUGUCAUUCAGUAUUUGACAUGUUAGAGUUGAGUUAAUAAAUUUUUGCUGAAGCAACAACUUUUUAAUUUUUUAUGAAAAUACUGCCUUCAGUCUCUGUGUCCAGAGAAAAUAUGCGGGAUAUUUUUUUUUAAACAUUUUUUAAAAUUAAUUUUUGUGAGCAUGUUUGUUGUAAUUAAGUUGAGUAAGACACAGAGUUAAAGGUACAUUGUAAUAGUUGUUGCACAUGUGAUAUUUUGCCAAUGUUACAUUUAUUUGUGAUAAAUAACCACAAAUUAAUACAUACCACAGUCAAUCUUUUCACAAUUCACUCUGAUAUAACACAUUUACCUGUCAGUCAACACGAAAAUAUGUGCACAUAUAAUAAAUAAUAAUAAAUUACAGACAUUAGCUAAGAGGUACCGCAUACAUCUCAUGACAGAUAAAAAAUUAAGUGAUUUAAGUUAUGUCUAAAUAGUACUAGCAAAUUGAUGUAACUUGACUCAUUAACAGUAGCAAAACCGGCACCAACAUUUUACUCAACAAAAAAAUGUAAACAUCAAUGAAUGUUUUUGGAAAAGUGAUUAAUUGGUGCAAUAAGUAAGACCAAUUUAUUUUUGUUUGUUUAGAAUAUUUUGGUAUCAAUACUGUGGUCGAGUAAUGCAGAAUAAGUAUGAAAACACAUUAUUUAUUUAUUUGGUGGAUUUUUUUGGUCAGUGUGUUCUUGGCUUUUGUUUGUAAAUAUAAUAACUUGCCAACAAAAUAAUCACUGCUGUAAUGUUUUAAAUAUUAAAACUUCAAUAACAUCAGAGUUAAAUCUUCCUGGCAUCGGAAUUAAAACUUCCUGAAGUUAACGUACAUAACACUUUAUGCAAUGUGUGUAUUUGUCUCACCUUUACAAAGUAAAUAGGCGAGAUAUAGGUAUUACUUUUCUUAUGGUGAUGGCAGCGACAACAAUGUUAACUUUUUCAUUAAAGUUUAACAUAAUGUUUAACAUUGAAGUUUAACACUGAAGUUUAACAUUAAAAUUUGGUGUUUAGAUCAGAUUCUCACAAACUAUAAGUGCUUUGUCGGUGAAAUUUGGUUUAUAGUUGCACCUUUGGAUGUUCAUCACAGUUCACCAGUUUUGUUUAUGGUAGAUGAGACAUUUAAUUCCGUGGAAUUCUAGUAUUUUAUUUAGUGUUCAGUAUUUAACAAUUUAGUAUGUUCAUACUUAUAUUACUUUCCAUAAUUUUAAUACUUAAUCCAAGCGUCUACAUAUCUUUGAUUAUUUAUAACAAUCUAUCUAGUGUGGGUAUGUAAUUAUAUGUUGUGUGAUAUAUUUUCUGUUGUUUUACUAUUAAUAUGGUGUUAAUUUUUUUUUCUGUCGGGGUGUUGUAAAGGUUAUUACUUAAGAAUGAUUAAGACAAAAUAUGAAGAAAGUAUGAAAUUUCUCAAAUAAUAAGCUUUGUGUUUAAAUUGUCAGUCACCAAAUCACACAAAAUACAAAAUAAAGUUGAAUUUGGCUACAUUGUUUUGGAAUUCACAUACAUUUUGUAGAUGUACUGCCAUUCGUACUAUUUGGCUAAUUGAAACGUGACUUGUCAAUAAUUUUAGGGUCCAACAUAAGCCAUGUAAAUGCAGUGUUGUUACAUGAAAUAUUUUUAGCCUGUGUUCACUCCACAUUUGUACAUGUAGGCUAUGAUACGUGGCAAACUGUACUUUAAGAGGAAUGGAAGUAAUCAUUUGCUUAGAACAAACUCUUAAAUUAUAAUAAAAACAUAUUAUUAUUUAUAUUUGUAUAGUCAUAGUUUUAUCUCUCACGUUAAAACAAAAAUAAUUUAAAAUGUUUUUUAUAAAAAUAAUCUAAAUGUAUAGAAUUGAACCAAUAUUCACCAGCUGAAGUUUCCUCACAACACAACUUCUAAUGAAUAGUUUAUCAUCAAGUUGUAUUAUACACAAUUUAAAGGUUUCAUUUUAAAACUGAACAGUGUACAUAACACUGGAUCUAGUUCAGUAGACAACAGGUGUAGGUUAAAUAUUUUUGUUUCAUGGGGGAGGGAGGGUAACAACACCAUCUUGAGAUGUUAUAUUGUAAAGGUUGUGAAAACUUGGUUAAGCACCUUUAAGGUAUGCUAUCUUUUUAAUAGUACAAGCCAGUUGUAAAGAAUACAUGGCAAAGAAUAGUGGGGUGGGGGAGGUAAGAGGUGUUUGUAGCUUCUUUUUCUUAAAAACCUAGUCUUUGCAUAGUGUGGCUUUAAUGAAUUUGAACAAAACUAUAUACCGGGUACAUGUAUAUGAUGGCUGUUUAUUUCACCAGUUGUAUGUUCCUUUGUUUUUCUUCUAAAAACAAUGUUGUGUUAAUCCUAUUUUUUUUGGUAUGUAAAAUGGAUUGUUUUAAUUAUGUUCACAAGCUGCAUAUCGUUGUUUAUAUUAAAACCAAUGAGUGUAUAUUUUGUAUCACUAUGUGAGGAUACAAAAGCAGGAAUAAAUUUGUGUGUGUGUUUUUUUGUUUUUAGCAUAAGUGAAUUUAUUCUUAUCUAUACAUAGUCAUGUUAUAUUAGUGUUAAGUGAGACUCCGAUCUUGUUAUUCUACUAAACACUUGUAUUUCUUUAUUGUUACCAUGUCAUUUGUGAUGAAUAGUGAUGUUGUAUUGUACAUGAUGUUUGAAGGGUCCAUGAGAAUAACAUAUGAUUUUACACUUUUGGUAUUUUGAGGUAAUUGAAUUUAAAGUUUACAACUUAGGAAUGCAAUCGUGAAAUAUUUAUACCUAAGCCAGGUUGUUUUACCAACAACCCUUAAUGGCCUACCGUAAUUAUAGAUUUUUAUUUCAUUGUGUUACUGUGACUUUGACAUGCACAACUUUAUGACAGUGACUCUUAUGAUUGGACAUCACAGGUUAUUCCAUUGUAUUAUGUUUUUGAUAAUAUGACCACUUGUUCACAAUGACUCCACAUUAUUUUUCUUUCAUUAUUUACUGCUUUCUAUUUAUUGACCAAAUUAUAUAAUAUAGUGCUACAAUAAUUAGCUUGACCGAAAGUGAGGAAUACAAAUGUUACUUGUUGAAUGUCACUGAAAUAUACAUUGCAUGGCAUUUCCUAUCAAAUGCAUUUUAAAUACUUUUAUAGUGUGUGAAUGAGCAUGUUAUAUUGCUGGAGUAGUUUGCACUUAAAAAGUACAUAUUCUGUACAUAGGUUAGAGCAGAUAAUUGACAAAUAUGUCAAAAGUGGACAUCGUAGGUUAUUCCUUGGACCUCUUCCUUUGUUUUACCCCAAAAUCACUGCUGUAAUAAUACCGGUUAUCACAAAGUUUUCGACCACUUAAGGAAUAUUUCCAUUUUUGAUUGGAUUAACAAUUUACAGGAUGUUAAAAUCAAAAGUGAUUGGUUUUUCAAGUUAUUGUACGAGUAAAUAGAAAGAAAUAACUCAGUUGCAGCCGUGUUGUCCUUCUGAUACUACUAUGUGAUAAUUACAAUGUUUGACACUAAACAGGUGCUAGUGGUGUCAUUAAAAAGAACAAAUUUCCUUGUUUUACACUUGUUGGUAUAUUAGUAUUCUCCAUUAUUUUUUGUAUUGUUUUAUACCAUCACAAUAUUUAAAUACUCGGAAAUGUUAAUACUUGAUAGCACUUGGAUGUACUUUUAAUGUAUUGUGUGUAAUAUUGUUUAGUAUAAUUGCUUGUGUACGGGUCCUUUAGCAGUGCUGACAUAUAUUUCAGGUUUGCAUGCAUCAUGGACAACCAGUGCCAGAUUUAUAAGGGGGCAAAGGGGGCAAUUGCCCUGGGCCCCCCUGCCAGAGGGGCCCCUCAAACUAAGGACUUCCUUUAUAAAAAAAAAAAAAGUAAUAAUUAUAAAAUUAGUUCAUUUUUUUAUUUGUCAUAUAAUUUAAUUUAGAUGUUGAGGGGCCCCUGAACCUAAAGUGUCCCGGGCCCCUCAAGGUCUAAAUCCAGCCCUGUGGACAACUCUGGGAAGUGCUUAAAAAUAUAUUCACUCUGCAAAGUCCUUGAAACCCCUGGAAAAAUAAUCUACCAUUCUGAAUUUGUUUUAGUGAUUAUCCCAAAAUGUUUUCAAACGAUUUUCUAAAUAAAUGGUAAUAGGUUAUCAGUUCUGUUGAUUUUGCAGUCCUGUGCAACCCUGUCAAUAAUGAUGAGUGGUAAACUCCCAUUGGUUAAAUGCUAUGCAGGAAACAAACAUGUCAUGAGUUUGUGUCAGAUUGCAAACUUGUAUUACUAUUAGUGAACAAUGUCUGAAAAACAAAUGGCCAAAAGAUACAAAUAUAUCUUGUAUAUUUUAGCAUUACUUCAACAGAUGGUAGCUUAAUGUUUUGACCUGCACUGUCAAAUGCUAAUCUACUAACUACCCCCAGUAAACGUAUCUGCUUAAGCUGUUUACAGCAACGGAUUCAUUUUAUAUUUAUAUAUAUAUAUACUCAUGGAAAAGUUCCUGUGCAUGUAUUGCAUUAUAUAUUAACCAGUAUUGAAUAAAAACUCUGAUCAUAUUUAAUAAAUUAUUUCAUAGAUAAACAUUACGAGACAAUUUGCACAAUUAUUGUGUCCACAGGAGUUUAAAAUUUCAAACAUUUUACAGUUGGUUUGAGACCAUUUUAUUUGGUGCACAGGAACUUUUUGAGAGUAUAUUUUUACCUUUAUUUAGAUGCUUCUGCUUAUUUAUUAAAAAUGUAAUACAUGUGCUUUAGUGUUAAAUGUACGUAAGUAAUGUUAUUUUUCACAAUUGUUUGCAAUAAAGCAUUAUAGAGCUUUA
Messenger RNA from Gigantopelta aegis, 7567 nucleotides. RefSeq names its product NADP-dependent malic enzyme-like. The coding region runs from base 93 to 1919 and encodes 608 amino acids. Lineage: Eukaryota; Metazoa; Mollusca; Gastropoda; Neomphalida; Peltospiridae. The record is from RefSeq and is a predicted model, not a curated record. Gene Ontology annotation, molecular function: malate dehydrogenase (decarboxylating) (NADP+) activity; malate dehydrogenase (decarboxylating) (NAD+) activity; NAD binding. Gene Ontology annotation, cellular component: mitochondrion. Gene Ontology annotation, biological process: pyruvate metabolic process; malate metabolic process. The transcript has 13 exons.